UGCCCGGGGCCCGGCACAGCCCUGCCCGCGCCGUGCCCCGCGCCAUGGCGAGGGGACAGCUGUCGGGGGGCGCCUGGGGGGCCCUGGUGCUGCUGGGGCUGAUGCUGCCGGCCGCCCCGGCGGGCGCCUGGUACAAGCACGUCGCCAGCCCCCGGUACCACACGGUGGGUCGCGCCUCGGGGCUGCUGAUGGGGGUUCGCCGCUCUCCCUACCUCUGGCGGCGGGAGCUGCCGGCCGAGCCCCGGCACCCCGGGAGCCCCGGCGGGGAGAGCCCCUCGCCCCCGGGCCGCCCCGGCGGGGAGCCCCCGGGCACCGCCCCGGCCCCGCCGCCACCGCCCGGCCCCGGGCGCCUCCUGCAGCGCCUGCUCCGGCGGGGCUGGGGCUGGGGCGGCCCCCGCCCGGCCCCCGCCCGGCCCCCGCCCGCGCCCCGCCAGCCUCAGCUCUUCCCUCUUGAAGACCUGGCUCUGAGCCGCUGACAGACGAGGUGGAGAUGCUUCCUGUGCCAGAGGAGCACUGGCUGCCCCAGGUGGGACCUGCUCCCCUGGCUGGCAGGGAAGGGUCUCCUCGGUGGAUCUGCGGGUACUCUGACCUCUCUGAAACCACACAGACACUGACAUCCCAAAACUCUGAUUUCUCACAGCCGCUGCCCAGCUGCAGCGGUAAAUCCAUCUUGUUUCCAGGCCAGCCCUGCGCUAUGAACUCGGGGAGAAAGAAACAGGGGAGAUAUUUAUUUUUGUUUAUUUUUUUUACAUUUCUGUACCGGCUUGUUUGCAAUCUGAUAGAAACAUGUACUGUUCGCUU
Messenger RNA from Camarhynchus parvulus, 801 nucleotides. It is a transcript of the gene NPW, whose product is annotated as neuropeptide W. The record is from RefSeq and is a predicted model, not a curated record. Lineage: Eukaryota; Metazoa; Chordata; Aves; Passeriformes; Thraupidae. Gene Ontology annotation, biological process: G protein-coupled receptor signaling pathway; feeding behavior. Gene Ontology annotation, molecular function: G protein-coupled receptor binding.